AUGCUCCUCGCCCUCUGCCUGGCCGCCGUUUCGUCCGGCGUCCACAAGAGCGGCGGGAAGAGCAGCAAGGAGUCGAGCAAGGGGCCGCCGAAGGAGACGUCGUCGGCGCCCCACCUGCCGCAGCACGUCCUGCAGGCGGUCUUGGACCAGUUUGACGCGCUCGCGCCGGACGGCAAGCUCACAAAGUCGGUGCUGCAGGCGGAGCUGAAGAAGGCGCUGGCGAAGCGGCACGAGGCCCCCUUUGGCCUCUUUGACGACCCGAGGCAUCCUGGCUGCCCUCGCGCCAUUGCGGAGGUCGGCGCGGGCGGCGCAGCAAACAUCACGGGUUCCGACGGGACGAGCGGUGCAGCCUGGGCGGUCCGCGCGCUCGUGACUGGCAAGGAGAUCGAGGCGAACUUCUCGGCCAAGGGCGGCCCCGCCGCGCUCACCGGCAGCUGGAACGGCAGCGCCAUCAAGUGGGCGGACGGGAACGUGUGGACAAUCCGGAGCAGUCCCGCGCCCGGCUGCGCCUCGGCUGUUGCGGUGUCGGCGACCGCCGCGUCGGUGCCCGCCGCGUCGGUGCCCGCCGCAUCGGUGCGCGGGGCGCCCUUUUAA
Emiliania huxleyi CCMP1516 is the source of this 594-nucleotide messenger RNA. RefSeq lists its product as hypothetical. Bases 1 to 594 code for a protein of 197 amino acids. The record is from RefSeq and is a predicted model, not a curated record. Lineage: Eukaryota; Haptophyta; Isochrysidales; Noelaerhabdaceae. The transcript is spliced from 2 exons.